This is a messenger RNA of Arachis duranensis, 1093 nucleotides long. RefSeq lists its product as uncharacterized. The transcript is spliced from 7 exons. NCBI's taxonomy places the organism in Eukaryota, Viridiplantae, Streptophyta, Magnoliopsida, Fabales, Fabaceae. The coding region runs from base 161 to 1093 and encodes 310 amino acids. The record is from RefSeq and is a predicted model, not a curated record.
GAUAGUACUCCCAUUUAACAGUUAGCUGCAACCGAUUGGUCAGGCGGCAGGAUUACUAAGUGGUUUCAUAGGGAAUUUGGGUGCGGAUUAUUCCCAGUUCCCCAUAUACUUAGAAAGUUGGAAGCUGGUGAGCAAAGCAAAGAGGGAUCAUGCGUACAACAUGCUUAAGCGGGUCUUUUACUAUGAGGACGAUGCUGGAGGAAAAAUAAAGCGUGAUAUUUUGAAGAUGAUAGGAAAGAACUGGAAGGAUUCAAGACACCACUUGUUUCAUAGGUGUUACAAACAAAUAAGGACUUAUGAGGAAAAUCUUCGGCAUCACCCGAAAGGAAUAGACAAAAAUGAUUGGAAAAAGUUCAUUGACUAUCGCCUGAAUGAAGAAACGCAGAAAAAGUGUGAACAGAACACUUUAAAUCGGAGCAAGCAAGUUUACACACAUACUGGGGGCUCCAAAACCUUGGCACGAAAAAAAGACGAAGUGGAGAGAGAGCAAGGAAGGCCCGUUGGUAGAGGAGAGUUGUUUAUCAUGACUCGUAUAUCCACCCCGAUGCGCAUGUUGUUAGUGGGUUUUAUCAAUAAUUCCACACGCUUUCUAUAUGAAAAUACAAGACUUUGUGAAGCAAUUUCAAAUGUUGAGAGGCAGGAUGGAUCCUCUAAGCAACUUUCACAGGAUGACUCGUUAGCACAAGUUCUCGAAAAGGAGCACCCAGGACGAGUUCGUGCCCUAGGUGCUGGACCAUGUCCCACCCAAAUCUUUGGUAACGCUGCUGGAAUACCAUCGGGUUCUGCAGAGUCCAAUGCAGAGGAUAAGAGGAUGAUUGCAGAAUUGACGGCUAAGCUAGAAGAAGAGCGGGCGAAGAGACAAUCAAUACAUAAGGUCUUGGGAUAUGUAAUCCAACAGUUAGGAGGCAAUUUGCCAGUUGAGAUUGCUGAAGAGCUGGCUUUUGUGGGCGGUACACCGGACUCUUGCAAUUUCUUGGCGGUUUGUAACCGCCGCAAAUUGGAUAAUAGCAAUUCCCUUUACAUACUGCGGCGGUUAAUAACCGCCGCUAAACCUAAAUGGCAUUUUGCGGCGGUUAUUCCAGCGGUUGAUUAA